This is a messenger RNA of Symbiodinium sp. CCMP2592, 1269 nucleotides long. The record is from the annotation of a GenBank genome assembly. NCBI's taxonomy places the organism in Eukaryota, Dinophyceae, Suessiales, Symbiodiniaceae.
AUGACUUUUCGUCUGCUCCGGGCGGCCCGCUUUGCCAGCCGGACGAGCGCAGUCCGGGCGAGUGCGCUGGCGGUGACUGCCGGAUCAGCAUCCCUGCUGAAGAAGCCCGCCUAUGCUCCGGCGUCCUGCCAGGGAGAGAAGCCUUGGGAUCAACUGCGAGCAGCGCUGCCCGACAGCGAGCCAGGGUUGGCAGCAGAACUCGCUCUCAAGGCAUCGAUGGCAGCGAUGCUUGGUGCCAAUGUGGUUCAUGGAUUCGUCACCAUCCGUGAUUUGGAAGGCUUACGGGCCUUCGCGCCGUGUAGCUUUGACUGGUCUCAGCUUCUGGGCGAACACAAACGGCCUGUACUAUUCUACUUUGUUGACGGCGAGAGCCUGUGUGAAUCGGAAGCUGAGAGAAAUCAUAGCCUCAAGAUGGUAGAGUGGCUCCUGCAGGUCGGCGCUGAUCCACAGCAGCGGCUACCUGCCGCUGAAGGGUCGUUUUGGCUUCAAAAGGGAAGGGACAAACCAGACACACAGAUCGAGGUUCGCUACGGUGGGCAUUCCGCCCUUUCGCUUGCUUUUGCAUGGCUUCGGGAAAUGAAGAAGCGCACAGGUAACGCGGACUGGACAAGACAGGAGCAACACCUGAAACAGGUCAUUUCUCUUUUCUCGCGCUCAUCCUCCCAGCAGACUCUCAAUGGUGCAGAUGUUGCCGUGCCUCAGAGUAUCGUGGAUUUGUGGGAGUCCAUGCGGGACUUGACCGCAUCGCACAACGUGAUCUUCGAGAGUUCAGACGGAGAGGUGGCAGCAAAUGAGCACAUCCUCACCGUCGCUUCUCCGGUUUUGAAGGCGAUGCUCGAGUCUGCAAUGAAGGAGGGCACAAGCAAACGCAUUCAAGUCAAGGAUUCACCGUCCUCAGGCAUCUCGCUGUUUCUGGAUGUUCUGUACACGAGCUCGACGCGCGAAGACCCCGACCAUGAGACCGUUCUUGCUGCCGUGGACUUGGCCCACCGCUGGCAGGUGCAUAGCGUCGUGCAGAUCCUGUGCACUGCGCUGCAUGGCAUGAUCGAUGCCAACAGCUUCGUGGCUAUCGCAGAAGCUGCAGUGCUGAAGGGGUUGGAGACGCUAGUGCGAGCAUGCACCUCCUUCGGCUCCACGGAUCAGCAGGUGCAGGCGAUGCUAGAGAAAGGCGAUCUCCCGGUGGCUGUUCGGAAGCUAGUGGGGAAGCCUGAGCACGAAAGCCGGGAGCAGCAAGAAUCAAAGAAGCGGCGGCGGUUCCGAUCUUCAUGA